Molecule: messenger RNA, 1028 nt
Organism: Sceloporus undulatus (fence lizard)
Lineage: Eukaryota; Metazoa; Chordata; Lepidosauria; Squamata; Phrynosomatidae
Exons: 8
Coding region: 114-809 (231 amino acids)
Source: RefSeq, a predicted model, not a curated record
UUUAUUCUUCAGUGUUUGCUACGAACUCUGUGUUUCUCUCAACUUCAGCAAGACCUCUCCCACAACAGCAAGUUAAUGGCUCUACAAACAGUAGCAGGCUGAAAAAAAGCUCAAUGUCUCCACUGCGGUCUACAGGUACUUGCCAGCCUCCAACUCAUCAUGAGGGUAAACACAUGAACACCCAGCAAGAAACUGAGCAAAUGUUUCCCAAGUUGCUGCUCUCUUGGCUUUCUGAAGUGCAGAAAAGGCAUGGGGAGCCAUCCCAAACCCAGCAGGUGGUGACUUCUUGGGCUAAUCAUCAUCAGAAUGAAACAUCUGAAAGACAAAGAAAAAAUGAAAAACAUCUUUACUGUGUGCGCAAUAUGUAUUAUUUUUCCCUUCUGAACAUGGCUUUAUCCAAGAGACUUCUAGAAGAAAAUGGACAGUUUGAUCACAUCAGAAAACAGCAAACCCUUCAUGAUCUGAUGGAAUAUUUAUUUCCAAGUGAGCAUGAAGGAUCUGGAGUGAAUCAAAAAAGAAAGAUAGUGGGUGCAAAACAACAGGAAAUGCAUCAUAAGGACACCUCACAAAUAUUCAGAUUUCUAAAAGAAAAUAAGACAUUGAAGCAGGAGAAAGAGAAAGAACUUGUUGAAAUAAUAGAAGAUGAGAAAAAUAAUAUUACUCCCUUUACCAAAUAUGAAAUGAUUCCUGUGCCUUUAACUUUGGAAGAUGUUGCUCUGUACAAUCCAGUUUUGGAAGCCAAACUUUUAGGCAACUACUGGACAAACUAUGCUGACCAAGACCUCAUCAACAAUAAGGAAAAAUAUUAAUUAUAUAUGUGGUCCUAUACAAAUACUUUAUGGAUGAUCAUGUUUAGUCCUAUCAUUCCACCUUUUCUUUCCUUGCUUCUUUUCCUGUACUUAAAGCUGAAAAUUACUUUUGUUUAAUAAGAUUGUUCUUUAACAUUGAUUAGUGUAUAUUUUGCUUGGUUGAAAAGCUGAACAAUGACUUUCUUUUAAAAUCUUUUAAAAUCUCUUAUUAUUAUUAGC